Messenger RNA from Hibiscus syriacus, 1220 nucleotides. RefSeq lists its product as uncharacterized. Lineage: Eukaryota; Viridiplantae; Streptophyta; Magnoliopsida; Malvales; Malvaceae. The record is from RefSeq and is a predicted model, not a curated record. Bases 113 to 1168 code for a protein of 351 amino acids. The transcript is spliced from 8 exons.
CUAGCUAAGCCGGUUUAGCCAGUACUCGAGUGAUUGAAUCUUUACUUUUAAACCAACAUUUAAGGAAAUACUAGCAGUGUCAUUAAGAUUGCAGAAGCUGUGUAUUCUCGAGAUGGAGAUAUGUCAAUUAUCAGGGCGUUUUUUCUCAGCCGUUCCCCUUCAAUUUAACGUCGGUUUAAGAAAAUCAUCUAGAGCCCCGAAAUUUUUAGUUUGUUCGAAUAGGGUUAACUGUUACCAAACGGGAAAGACAGACCAAGAUUCUCGGAAUCGGAUGUUUAUUCUUGGCAUGGGUUUUGUCGGACAAUUCUUCACUCAGGAGCUCCUGAAUGAAGGCUGGGUUGUCUCUGGGACUUGCACAAGCAUGAAAAAGAGAAACGAACUCGAACAAAGAGGAUUCAAUGUUAUCCUUUUUGAUGCAAAUCAGCCAGAGAUGAGUACCAUGAAUUCAUUGAAAUCCUGUACACAUCUUCUUGUCUCAAUUCCUCCUGUUAUGGGUAUUGGUGAUCCGAUUCUUCAACAUGGAGAACUUCUAAGAAGUACACUGAUGGAUGUCAAUCUUCAGUGGCUCUGUUAUCUGUCCUCAACUAGUGUCUAUGGAGAUUGCGGUGGUGCAUGUGUGGAUGAGGGUUAUCCUGUAAGCCCUACAAAUGAAAUGGCUAAAUUGAGGUUAGCUGCAGAGCAAGGAUGGUUGAAGGUAGCCCAUGAUGCUGGGAUCAAGGCACAUGUAUUCCGACUUGGAGGUAUCUAUGGACCUGGUAGAAGUGCUGUUGACACGAUAAUUAAGCGGGAACCUUUAUCAGAAUCCCAGAAACGGAGAGUGUCCAAACAAUUCACAUCCAGAGUGCAUGUUGCAGACAUCUGUCAAGCUCUUAAGGCCAGCAUUCACAAAAAACCCGCCAGGAGAAUUUACAAUAUUGUAGAUGAUGAUCCAGCAUCUCGGAAAGAGGUAUUUGCUUAUGCAUUGGACUUGGUUGAGAAAAAGUGGCAUUCUCUAACCAAGGAAACCACUCAUGAGAGAGCUGAAUCAUUUGGUCAGAAAGCAAGUUUAAGAGGUGAGAAACGUGUUUCUAAUGCGCAUAUGAAGAAUGAACUAGCAGUGCAGCUUCUUUAUCCCAGUUAUAAAUCCGGAUUACAGAGCAUAGUUGACCAAAUGGAGAACCCGUUUUAGCUGUACACACCGUUUGGUUUGGAAGAACUUAAUGCCUGCAUUUUCACUGAUG